Molecule: messenger RNA, 633 nt
Organism: Rhodotorula toruloides NP11
Lineage: Eukaryota; Fungi; Basidiomycota; Microbotryomycetes; Sporidiobolales; Sporidiobolaceae
Product: mind kinetochore complex component Nnf1
Exons: 6
Coding region: 1-633 (210 amino acids)
Cellular component (GO): MIS12/MIND type complex
Source: RefSeq, a predicted model, not a curated record
AUGGCAGACUCACACCAGCAACAGCAACAACCACAGGAGCACACAGAGCUCGGGCGCCGCGCAAAACUCACACAGGACGCCCUCGUCGUCGCCUCGUCCAAAGUCAUCAAGACGCUCGACGACAAGGCCAUGAGGCAGUGCUUCCCCCAGCGAUGGGCAGACGAGUACCCCGACCUGAUACCCGGGUUGAGGGACAUGGUCGUCUCGACCUACAACGACGGCGUGCCCCUCGCGUGGAACGAUCUUGUCCGCACGGCCGGCUUCGUCGAGAAGGCCAACGAGUUGGACAGGCUCAUUGCAGAGGCGCAGGCGCGCAAAGACGCGGGAGAGGAACCUCGGAACUUGUACCAGAUGGGACUGGACGGCACGAUCACUGUCCCCUCCGCUACCGUUCCCGUCCUGCAAACUUCCAUCUCCUCCCUGCGCCAAAAGCGCCAAGCCCUCGCGAACAAGAAUGCCGAGACGUACGCGCGCAUCGCAGCGCUCUCCCAAGCCGUCUCAGCGCAAGAGACGCAGAACGAAGAGAUCCUCACGCAAUUCACCGAGUCCGUAAAGGCGUUGAAGGAGAUUGAUGAAGCGGGAAUGACGGCGUUGCAAGAUGAACUUGUCCGCGUCGUCGGUGGGCACCUCUGA